UCAGGCGGUAUAUUAUGGAUAAAUCCGCGGUCUAGUGACAAAAACAAAAACAAUUAAAAACAAUAUAAAAAACCGAUUUAAGCACACAUUUUAAAAAUGAAUUAGCCAGGAAACUACGAGCAAAUAAUCCCGCAUAAUGAUUGACGCGGCGUCUGCCGAGCUGGCCAGCCACAAAUUGAAUGCACAAUUCGAUGACAAUCUGAAACUGGCACACGAAGAGGAGAAAAUAAACCAUGUCAAUGGAAAAGAGGCGCCGCAACCGACACCCGCCGAACUGCAGACAUCGUAUCGAAGUCUGUUUGUCUCUUGCCAAGAACACGCCGCAUUCUUUGCCAAAGAUCAUACUGAAUUUGGCCAACGGUUGCAUGCCGCCCACAUUGCCUGGCAGGACUUUAUAGUACUUGCCAACCGACUAGUCCUGCAAAUCGAGGCCUUUGCCCAUGAGUACGACUUUGAUGAGCACACACCGGGUAAUGGAUAUCGCAGCUUCGUUUACGUGACCAACGCAUGCAUUUCACAUGGCAUCAGCAUAUGCAAACAGCUGCUGGCCACACGCAGCACUAUGUUUUUCCGGAAAAAGGUCUACAUGAAGGAGGUGGAGGCCUGCUCGCAGCUGCUUUCCUCGAUAUGCACUUGCCUGCAGUAUCUCCUCAUACUGCGUCAAUGGUCGGCCAAUACUGGAGAUCUGUUUGCCUGCGGCACGCACACUGCAGAGCAGCUCUUCGAGUUGGGCGACACCAUCAAUCAGUAUUGUUUCUAUGGACGUUGCUUGGGAUUCCAGUACGGCGACUCCAUUCGUGGUAUUCUACGCUUCCUGGGCAUCAGCAUGGCCAGCUACUCCGAGUCUUAUUACUCACAGGCGGAUGAUGGGACUAUUGUAAAAACCACGCGCAGCCUCUGGACCAGUGGCAAGUACCUAAUGAACCCAGAGCUACGAGCCAGGCGCAUUGUCAACAUCUCGCAAAAUGCAAAAAUUGACUUUUGCAAGUCAUUCUGGUUUCUGGCCGAGUCGGAGCUGAUGCACAAAUUGCCCAGCAUCGUGGGCAGCUCCAUUAAGGUGAAUCGACUAAUCGAGUUGCCAGCGGAGCCUUUUCAGUUACCGCAACGAAAGAACUUUAAGGCGAGUGAGAAAGUCGGCAGCGAUGUAAACCAGAAUCAAGGCAACGAUGAUGAUGCCAUACAAUUUGUGGACAUAGCCGUACCCAGUGCUCAUCUGGGACCCGGUCUGCCUAUUUCUGUGCGUCUGCUCAGUGCCAAGCGCCGAUCUGGAAUGCUAGGCGAAGGACGCUAUCGCGGUUGGCACAAGCCCACUCCCCCCAGUCGUUCCAUAUUGUUUCACUGCCAUGGUGGUGGCUUCGUGGCGCAAUCAUCAAAAUCUCACGAACUCUAUCUUCGAGAUUGGGCUGUAGCUCUGGACUGCCCCAUACUUUCGGUGGACUACAGCCUGGCACCGGAGGCUCCCUUUCCGCGGGCCCUUCAAGAAGUCUUCUAUGCGUACUGUUGGCUAUUGAAGAACGCCGGGCACCUGGGAACGACUGCUGAACGAAUAGUGUGUGCAGGUGACUCUGCUGGUGCGAAUCUGUCCAUCGGAGUGGCUCUGAAAUGCAUUGAGCAGGGUGUGCGUAUCCCGGAUGGACUGUUUCUGGCCUACUGCCCGACCCUCGUCAGUUUUGUGCCGAGUCCAGCCCGUUUGCUGUGCCUCAUGGAUCCCUUGCUGCCGUUUGGCUUCAUGAUGCGGUGCCUGCGUGCCUAUGCAGCGCCCGCCAAGGAAACUUUGCAGCAGAAUGCCAAGCAUGUGGAGGAGGUUGCCCAAAUACGCAAUGCGCCAAAGUCGUCACUGGGAAGUGCAACUUCCAGUCGGCGCACCUCAUUGGCCAGAAGUACUCUAACAUCUCUGGAAGCGAAUGCCGAUCAAGAUGACGAGAGCAGUGAUACUUUUGCCAGUGCCUCGGCUUCGUACCACAGCCAGACCGUGGAGCGAACCGAGUUGCCCAACAGCGAGGGCGACAACAGCUCGUGCGUGUCUUUCGAGGACGAUUCGCAGCCCAUUGUUCAUUAUCCUGUUGAGAUUUCAGCGGACACUCCCAAGGAUCUCGAAUCCGCUGCCUAUAUUGAUCAGUUUUUGGAUAAAUAUCUUAUUGACACGGCCACCAUGGAAGUGACCGAGGAGACUACACUCCCAGUACCACAAGUAACAUCCAAUGGCCUUGUCAAGAACAUUUCUGAUGAGAACAUUCUGGUAGAGACGGGACGUGACUUCAUUGCAAUGGACACACUGCAGGGCCGGUGGCAAGAAGCCGUCAACAAUAUAACCAACACCCUAUCGCGCUGCACAAAGUCUUACGAAAUUCAUGGCAGCAGUGCUAUCAGCCCGCAGGAUGUGCGCAAUAUGGAUGCAUUGAUAGCUCGCAGUCCCAGCGAGGAGUUUGCCUUCGACGUGCCUAAGGAUCCGUUUUUAUCGCCUUAUUGGGCUAGCGACGACUGGCUGUCCCAACUGCCAGAGACAAAGAUUCUCACUCUGAACAUGGAUCCCUGCCUUGAUGACUGCGUCAUGUUUGCCAAGAAGCUCAAGCGCCUGGGACGUCAAGUAAACUUGGAAAUACUGGAGGGUCUGCCACAUGGAUUUCUUAAUUUUACUAUGUUGUCAAAUGAGGCUAUGGAUGGAUCCAAGCACUGCAUUAAAUCAUUGCAGGCACUACUCGAGAUCACAUAAAACCACAGCAAAUUAUGACAAGACAAGAACAGCAGACAAUGAGAAAUCCACCAGUCCAGCCCCAGUGCAAUUUCUACAGAUUCACAAUAGCGGUUGAAUAUAAUUCCACUUGAUCCAGUGACUUGGAAAUAUAAGCACGUAAUGGUUUAUUCGGUCGACAAUAGUGUUUAAUGACCUCCCCGAGUGAUUCCUUCCAACCAAUUAGUUUGGAGGAAAGCACAAAAUGUUCUUUGCUAUACGCACUUUACUUGCUUUAUAUUAGUUUUGCAAUCUCAAGCGUUUUUGAUACACUUUUAUACGGUUUGACACAGAUUUUUUUAUGCUUUAUACACAUAUACACAUACAAAUUAUAGAUAUGGUAGGUUAAGGUUUUUAGUAUAAGCAAGCCAAUUAUUCAAGUAUUGGAAGCAUGUAAACAUGCGAUAUUUAUUACAUAUAUAUACGUAUAUAUAUUUAUGUAUGUACAAUGAUCUAUGUUCCAGGCACACACUCGCUAACAGUCAUUUAAUGUACAACGUGCCGAAUAUGUGCCUGAUACGAUAUACAUGUACUAUAUAAGCAAAGCAUUCAAAUAUCCGUAUAUUCACAUCCCCAAUUAAGAGUUUGUGCAUACAUAUGUAUAUUUUACACAAUGGAGGCUAGCAAGUUAUACAUACAUAUAUAUUUCAAAUAUGCUGGAGAUAUGCUUAGUUUUCUUUGCCUAUCCCACGGGAAACCUUACGACUCUAUCUCUGAAUUUCAUCAGGUGUUUGCUAUAUAAGUUCAUAUACGUUUGUAAUCUCUCUCUCUAAACUAUACCCCAGUGCAGUGUUAUACAUCUAUGCGAAUAAACGGUUAUUGCCAUUCAAUAUAUCCACCUUC
Messenger RNA from Drosophila obscura, 3574 nucleotides. It is a transcript of the gene Hsl, whose product is annotated as hormone-sensitive lipase. The coding region runs from base 137 to 2713 and encodes 858 amino acids. Gene Ontology annotation, biological process: cholesterol metabolic process; triglyceride catabolic process. Gene Ontology annotation, cellular component: cytosol. Gene Ontology annotation, molecular function: sterol ester esterase activity; triacylglycerol lipase activity. The record is from RefSeq and is a predicted model, not a curated record. The transcript is spliced from 4 exons. NCBI's taxonomy places the organism in Eukaryota, Metazoa, Arthropoda, Insecta, Diptera, Drosophilidae.